Messenger RNA from Copidosoma floridanum, 1272 nucleotides. RefSeq names its product meiosis specific with OB domains hold'em (gene hdm). Gene Ontology annotation, biological process: resolution of meiotic recombination intermediates. NCBI's taxonomy places the organism in Eukaryota, Metazoa, Arthropoda, Insecta, Hymenoptera, Encyrtidae. The record is from RefSeq and is a predicted model, not a curated record. Gene Ontology annotation, molecular function: single-stranded DNA binding; single-stranded DNA 3'-5' DNA exonuclease activity.
AUGGCCAACGUCUCUCGCCAGCCCAUCUGCACCUUGGAGCCGAAGAUGCAGAACACGAUCGUCAUCGGCGUCAUCAUCCGGAGCCAAAACUCCAAGAUCAUCGAAUUGGCUCGCGAUAGAUUCAACGCUGGCACCAGAGCAGUGUGGAACUUUACUCUGAGGGACUCGUUCAACGACUUCAUCAAUGCGACCGUGUGGGGUACCGUUGAGUACGUCAACAAGCUAUUCACCACCUUCACAAUUGGCAGCGUCGUUGAAGUGAUCAAUGCUAAAGUAACAGAACGAAAGAUAAACGAUCCCAACGAGGUGUACGUGCCGUCGGUGACCAGCCCCUUUACACUGACUUUAAACCAGCAUUCAUCCUUGAUACAAAUGCACAACAGCCCGAACACCGCGCGAUACUUAAAAUUUCUUAACAUGCCUACCAAGGAUCCCGGAGGUGCCACCAAUUUGAAUCACAUCUUAAAUAACUCUGAAACUCUCAAAAAUGAGUAUGUCGAUGUGCUUGUUGCAGUUACUUUUGUGAGCCAGACGCGUGAAAUCGUCACUCGAAUGGGGGAAAUGACGAAAAUUCGUGAGUUUGAAGUCGGCGAUGAUACUACGGACCAGACGGUGUCGUUGACGCUCUGGGAAAGCGAGUGGAUCAGACUGGCUGACAAGUGGGAACCAAAACAGACAAUUUUAUUCUUGGCUGAUGUUCAAGUUGUCUUCAACGAGAAGGCCAAAAAGUCCAUAUUGACUAUAGUAAGAAAAACAAUCAUAACGGAAAAUCCAAUGCUGAAAGAGACCGAAGAACUCCGAUUUCAAUUUCAAAGAAAACCAGAUAUUAGAUCUACAUCUUUGUAUGCAGUACCUAACCCAAAUUCUAUAACGAAACAAAUGAUGAUAAUUGAAAUAACGAGUAGAUUAAACAACGCAUCAGUCUUGCCUUCAAAUGAUAGGAUGCAAUUGUUAGUAGUUGUCAGGGCUAUGGUGGACGACAUGAAUCUCGAUUGUGACGAUCCAACUUUGAUCAGUUAUCGAUGUGCAAAAUGUAAAAGGCUAGUUUCAGAUGAAAAAGAGUCCUGUAUGAAUCUGGAAUGUCCGUUUGGAAGUGGGAUAAAAUCUCCAAUAAAUAUAACUAGCAUAAAUGUUUUGGUCAAUCUUAAAGAUGACACUGGUUAUUUAGUCGGAUGUCGCUUGAGGGAUGCAGCCGCAGAAGAAGCAUUCUCCUGCAGUGCUGAUAUUAUGAGGAGCGAAUUUAAAAUAGUUUCUUCGACGUAUACAACGUGA